GUAGCUUUCAGAGCUUCCCCGAGUCUACCUCUGCGCACCUUUGUCGCCCAGCCUCGCUGCCGUCUCGAACCUUGCCGAUACCUGUCCGAUAUCUGACUGGCCCCAAGGAGAUACUCUGGAAAGGAGGGGCAUGGUAUCUCGGAGAGGUGGAGGAAGUGGGAGAGCGUGAGGCAAAUGGCCCGCGGGAAAGAGGCACGAAAAGAGGAGAUGGAGGCAGCCAUCACGUUCGAUGUAUCGAUCCCAUCGAACCAGCCCAGACCCAGCACAGCCAGACAACGGCAGACUCGCGGCAGCCGGAUUCUCUUGCCUCUUUCUGACGUCCAUGGACUCCAUUCGCUGUGGUUUUAGUUCCCCGCCCUGACCCUAGCUGCGAGUCUGGAAGUCCCGGUCAGCCGGCGAUGUAUACAUGUAUCGUAUCGAUGCAUCGACGCUCUUACAAGACAUAAAUACAACCUCCCCUGGCCGUGUUUUCCGUCGACCUGCCUUUCCACUCCAUCACACACAACAAACAUCUUCAUCUACCUCUUCUACAGAUCUCCGAACUUCCGGAUUUCCCAUCUCGAUUUAUUCCUAUAUAACAACCUCCCUCCCUCCGAGCUUCAGUCUCUCGAUCAUCAACAACAACUCAAACCCUUCAAUCAAUCACAAUGGUAUUGCUCUCUCGUCACAUCCGCUCCGUUGCCCCUCUGGCCUCUCGGGGACUUUCCACGUCCUCAAAGGCAUCUUUCCUCGCUGCUCGACCCGCAUUCAGCCGGGCCUCCCCAGCAUCCUCGACUCUCCCUCGCAAAUUGCCUGGCCAACUCAAUUCGAUCCGCACACUAACAACUACUCGCCAAAAUCAGGUCAAGGUCCUUGCAGUCCUCUACGACGGCGGUCAGCACGCCAAAGACGUCCCCGGCCUUUUGGGAACCACCGAGAACGAGCUCGGCAUCCGCAAAUGGCUCGAGGAUCAGGGCCACACUUUGGUCACCACCUCGGACAAGGAGGGCGAGAACUCAAAGUUUGACCAGGAGCUCGUCGACGCCGAGAUCAUCAUCACCACCCCCUUCCACCCUGGCUACCUCACCGCCGAACGCCUGGCAAAGGCCAAGAACCUCAAGCUCGCCGUCACCGCCGGCAUCGGCUCCGACCACGUCGACCUCAACGCCGCCAACAAGACCAACGGCGGCGUCACCGUCGCCGAGGUCACCGGCUCCAACGUCGUCUCCGUCGCCGAGCACGUCGUCAUGACCAUCCUCGUCCUCAUCCGCAACUUCGUCCCCGCCCACGAGCAGAUCGAGCGCGGCGACUGGGACGUCGCCGCCGUCGCCAAGCAGGAGUACGACCUCGAGGGCAAGACCGUCGGCACCGUCGCCAUCGGCCGCAUCGGCGAGCGCGUCCUCCGCCGCCUCAAGGCCUUCGACUGCAAGGAGCUCCUCUACUACGACUACCAGCCCCUGUCGGCCGAGAAGGAGGCCGAGAUCGGCUGCCGCCGCGUCGAGAACCUCGAGGAGAUGCUCGCUCAGUGCGACGUCGUCACCAUCAACGCGCCCCUGCACGAGAAGACCCGCGGCCUCUUCAACAAGGAUCUCAUCUCCAAGAUGAAGAAGGGCUCCUACCUCAUCAACACCGCCCGCGGCGCCAUCGUCGUCAAGGAGGACGUCGCCGACGCCCUCAAGUCCGGCCACCUCGCCGGCUACGGCGGCGACGUCUGGUUCCCCCAGCCCGCGCCCGGCGACCACCCGCUGCGCACCGCCAAGAACCCCUUUGGCGGCGGCAACGCCAUGGUGCCCCACAUGUCCGGCACCUCGCUCGACGCCCAGAAGCGCUACGCCGACGGCACAAAGGCCAUCAUCGACAGCUACCUGAGCGGUCGCGAGGACUACAAGCCCGAGGACCUCAUCGUGCACAAGGGCGACUACGCCACCAAGGCGUACGGCCAGCGCGAGAAGAAGUGAGCGAGUUUCUCUGGAUAUGUCGAUUGGAGUGGAAAUCAUACCCCAAUGAAAGGUUGUGUGUGAGGGAAAUCUAGCGUUUGUUUUUAGUAGUUUUUGAGCAUUAGCAUGAGCAUUUGACUUCCGAUGAAGUCUAGGUUACCG
Molecule: messenger RNA, 2078 nt
Organism: Colletotrichum scovillei
Lineage: Eukaryota; Fungi; Ascomycota; Sordariomycetes; Glomerellales; Glomerellaceae
Product: D-isomer specific 2-hydroxyacid dehydrogenase
Exons: 3
Coding region: 648-1937 (429 amino acids)
Cellular component (GO): cytosol
Molecular function (GO): formate dehydrogenase (NAD+) activity; NAD binding; oxidoreductase activity, acting on the CH-OH group of donors, NAD or NADP as acceptor
Source: RefSeq, a predicted model, not a curated record